This is a messenger RNA of Pocillopora verrucosa, 4092 nucleotides long. The record is from RefSeq and is a predicted model, not a curated record. Lineage: Eukaryota; Metazoa; Cnidaria; Anthozoa; Scleractinia; Pocilloporidae.
AUGUGGACAUGGAUCGACGACCGCAAAAGAGAAGCAGAAGCAAUUGUCAAGCAAGAAGAACUUAAGUUUCACAAAGCGAAGAUAGAGAUGCAGGCAGAAAUCCAAGUUGAGCCACACCCCCAACAAGCGACGACGACGCCAAGCGACAUACAAGCCAAGCUGCCUAAACUGAUGAUAACGAAGUUUGACGGUACCUAUAUGGACUGGCCACGAUUUUGGGGACAGUUCACAGAAGCAAUCGAUAAAACGGGCGCUCAACCGAUCACGAAAUUUACCUACCUUCGAGAACUACUGGAUGUCAAAGUGAAAAGAGCAAUAGAGGCGUUGCCCUUCACGGCUGAGGAAUACAAUCGGGUGAAGAGUAUCCUAAGCGAGAGGUUUGGAAAGGAGUCAGAAAUCGUCAAAGCUUACAUCAAAGAGAUUCUGGAUCUCCCCUCAAUAUCAAGCCCAAACCCGAGAAAAAUUGGUGAAUUUAGCGAAAAGCUAACGUACUGUGUGCAAGCCCUGCAGACACUAAACAAACUGGAACAAGUCAAUGGGGCGGUGUCUAUGACACUAGACAAAUUGCCAGCGAUCCGCGGAGAUCUCGUCCGGACCGACCCCGACUGGGAAAGCUGGGACUUUGCAAAACUUUCAGAAGCAGUUCGAUUGUGGACCAGGAGAAAUCCAAUGGAUAUAAACCAGCGUGAGCGUGAGCAAGAACAGCAAUCAACAAAACGGAACGUACGCCAGCAAGCAAGAAUUUACCACACGCGUCGGGACGCCGAUGGUAAACCCCGCUGUUGGCCUUGCGUUUACUGCGGCGAAGAUCACAAAGCCAUCGAAUGUACAAGAGUGACACAUGUCGCUGAUCGCAGACAAAUUUUACUAAAUAAGCGUUUAUGUUUCAAUUGUGUGUCUGGGAACCACCGCGCGUUCUAUUGUCCGAGCAAAUCAGCCUGUCAACGCUGCCAUAAGCGUCACCACACGUCGAUUUGUGACACACCAAACCCGACAAACCAAGUUAACCAGCCACCAGCACAUGGAGUCGCUUUGACAACAAACCAAACUGUAGAGGGUCUGUUCCCAGUAGUCAUCAUUGAGGUCAACGGAAUUAAAUGCAGAGCGCUUAUCGAUUCUGGAGCUAGCAGUUCGUACGUGUCGGCAAAGCUGAUCGAACUACUUCGCUUAAAGCCAACCGAUGUCCAGACAAAAACGAUCGAUAUGCUGAUGUCCUCUAAAAUUGCCAAACUCGAAGUCUACGAUCUCGAAUUAAGAUCUGUCAACCAUCAAUUUUCGCUGUCCGUCAAAGCUACCAAAGUGAACAAGACAGAGUUGUUGUCUAUUGAAAACCCUAAUUAUCGCACGCUAAUUGAGAAGUACCCACACUUGAAAGGCGUAAAUGUUUACGAUGAUGACCCCCUGGCGUCUCUUCCGGUUCACGUGGUGCUUGGCAGUGGGGAGUACGCCAGAAUUAAAACGGAAACAAAGCCAAGAAUUGGACAAGAGAAUGACCCUAUCGCAGAACCCACCAAAUUCGGAUGGUUUCUGAUGUCCCCGGGAAAGGAGUUUGACAAAAACACCAUGCUUCUCACCCAGACAAGUCAAAGCAACUACGAAGAUCUGUGCAGAUUGGACGUCUUGGGAUUGCGUGAUAUAGCAGAUCAUGACCAGUCGAUGGUAUUUGAUGAGUUUAAGGAACGCCUAACACGCUCGCCAGAAGGCUGGUACGAGACCACCCUCCCAUGGAAAGCUAACCACGCAGAACUGCCCUCAAACAAGGAAGGUAGCUUAAAACGACUCAAGAACCUCAGUAGAAAACUUCAACGCGAGGAACUGACGGCUCAGUACGACGCGAUAAUUCAAGAACAGCUGGCAGAAGGCGUUAUCGAAAAGGCACCCCCUGUUUCACAGCCACAGAAAGAGUUCUACAUCCCUCACAAGAGCGUGAUUCGCAAGUCCGCUGAAACUACAAAGAUGCGGAUCGUCUAUGACGCCUCUGCCCGAGCGACACCCGAUUCACCAUCACUGAAUGACUGUCUGUACCCAGGGCCUGCGCUGCAAAACAAACUAUGGGACGUUCUAAUUCAGCAGAGAGCCUACCCAGUUGUCCUAGCGGGAGACAUUAAGAAAGCCUUCUUACAAAUCCGGAUUCACGAGAGUGAACGAGAUGCCCUCCGUUUUCACUGGCAGACAGAUUCGGACUCAGAAGUGCAGACAUUCCGGUUCACGAGAGUACUCUUUGGGCUCGCCCCCUCACCCUUUCUACUUGGUGGGGUUCUUGAAUGCCAUCUCGAUACCUGGGCGGAGAAAUACCCGGAGGAGGUAGAGCGGCUACGCCGAAGUUUCUACGUAGACGACCUGUUGACAGGCGGUCAAGACGUACAGCAAGCAAAAGCACGAAAGGAGGUGACGCAAAAAAUUAUGAAGGAUGCCACAUUUGAGUUACACAAAUGGCACUCGAAUCAUGCACAGCUGGAAGAUGACACCCAACCUGCACAAGGAGAGGAAGUUGCCCAGCCUACUUUACGUAAAAACAGCGCCCAAGCCACAUCAAGCGAAGAUCAGUCUUAUGCAAAACAACAGUUACUAGUCAAGCCAAGUGAGUCAAAGCUAUUGGGCGUAAAAUGGGACAAAUUCGAAGAUACUAUCGCCGUGCAGUUCCCAAGCGCGAGUAGUGCACCGACAAAACGUGAAGUACUGGCCAAACUAGCGAAAGUGUACGACCCCCUUGGCUUAGCGUCCCCCAUUACACUGCAAGGGAAGCAAAUCUACCGAGAAGCGUGCGACUGCAAAGUAUCAUGGGACGCACCUAUCCCAGAGAAUCUGAAAAUACGCUGGCAAAGGCGGGAGCAGUCGCUUCCGGCGGAAGUAACCACUCGAAGACCCUUAGCACCUUAUCAACAACCAGUCAUCUCCGCUGAGCUGCAUGUGUUUGGGGAUGCGUCAACUUAUGGGGUUGGAGCAGUGGUGUAUUCAGUCGUACGCCAAGAAGAUGGAAUCACUCAAACCCUGGUUGCAGCAAAAGCAAGAUUAGCCAAGAGAGAACUAACCGUCCCCAGGUUGGAGUUAGUCAGCGCUCACAUGGCUACCAAUUUAGUCAUCAAUGUAAGAAACGCUCUAAAAGAACUACCCGAACCCAUGAUCUACGGUUGGCUGGACAGCACCGUCGCCCUCCACUGGAUUGUAGGAAAUGGUCAGUACCGACAGUUCGUCUCUAACCGCGUGCAAAAAACAAGACAAUACCCACAGAUCCAGUGGAGACACGUGCCCACUACCGAUAACCCAGCGGACCUGGCGAGUCGAGGAGGCCAGGUAACUAACGCAGAGCUUUGGUGGAAUGGCCCAGCGUGGCUACGUAAUCCUGAAAUGUGGCCAGAGAACCCGGUUACCGUGAAAUCCGAAACCUCAGAAGAAGAGGCAAAAGUCAUCCGAGAAGUGCUAAGCCUAGCAAAUGAGAAACCUGAACAAGAACGGAACGUGUUCGACGAACUCCUAGAACGCCAUGAUUUACACCGAGCUCUUCGCAUCCAAGCUUGGGUGCGACGGUUCACCACUCACAGGGUGCGCAAGGGACCUCUUACUAGCGAAGACAUUCAAGAGACCAAGAACUGGUGGAUAGAAAGAGUCCAGUCUCAAGAUUUACAGAAACUGCACUUUGAACAGACCAGGCAGAAACUCAACCUCGUUUCCAAUGCAGAUAGAAUUCUCGAAUGUCAUGGAAGAAUUCAAGGAAAAUACCCAGUGUACCUGCCAGCAGACGCCGUGUUUACGAGGAAGCUUGUACAGAGGAUUCAUGUCGAAACCUUACAUGGAGGUGUGGCCCUUACCAUGGCAGCGAUUCGUGAACAGUACUGGAUCCCAACCCUGAGACAGCUAGUGAAGUCUGUGCGAUCUGCUUGUUGGGGCUGUAAACGUUUCAUAGCUUCACCCUUAACAGUACCACCCCCUGGACUACUGCCUAUAGACCGUACAGAUGGUGGAACAGCCUUCGAAGUUAUUGGCACGGAUUUUGCUGGUCCUAUCAAGUAUAAACAACGCAAGAAGGGCGAGGAGAAAGCUUACUUGGUUAUCUUCACGUGUAGCCUGUCCAGAGCCGUGCACCUAGAAUAA